AUGACAUUUAGCGAAUAUUGGCAAAAUCAACUUACCGUAAAACAAGUUUCUUCAGAUCAUCAUUUGCAAUUUAAAAACGAAGAGGGCAAAAUUAUUGAUUUUACAAAUUUUAUAAAUACAAACAUUCCAGAGUUUAAGACAGGCGCUAAUGAUUAUUUAUCAACAGUGUUAUUUAAUGGUCAUUUACAGACAUGUUUCACAACAGUUAAGAAGUUCGAAGAUAUAGAUGAAGUAAAUUACAGAAGAUUCAUGGUUCAAUAUCCUGAUGGUGGUGAAGGUGCACUCGAUAUAGUGGUGCCUGAACAUAAACCGUCAUCGUACGUACCUAUUACACAGUUACCAUUCCAGCCACCGUUAGAUGUCCAUUAUAGUUAUGGUACAAAGGAUGAACCUUUAUUAAAGUCAGAUGAUAAUAAACCGAUGCUAGUUGCAUUACAUGGUCUUACUGGUGGUUCUCAUGAGAGUUAUGUUAGAAGUAUAGUGUCACGUCUUACAGAAGAUUAUGGUUUCGAAGCAUGUGUUUUAAAUUCACGUGGUUGUUGUCAAUCGCAAAUAACAACACCACAAUUGUACAAUGGUGGUUGGACUAACGAUAUAUCAUUUGUUAUGAAUCAAUUAUUCAAUAUGUAUCCAAACAGAUCUUUCUACAUGAUUGGGUUUUCAUUAGGGGCCUCUAUAUUAACUAAUUAUAUUGGUGAACAAAAUAAUAAGAUUUCUAAUCAUGUUAAAUGUGCAAUGGUAUUUGGUAAUCCGUGGGAUAUGCUUCGUUCAGAUUAUUACUUAAAUUCUUCAAGGAUGGGUUCCAAUUUAUACUCUCCAGCAUUAACUAGAAAUGUUGUAAACUUAGUGAAAAGACAUGCAAUUACAUUAUAUGAAAAGCCGGGAUUCCAAGAAAUAUAUGAGAAACAUAUUGAUUUAGUUAAAACUGCUAGUGGAUUCGAUGAUGUAUUCACUGGACCCAUGUUUAAUUAUAAAGACAGUAAAGAUUAUUACGGAGAUGCAUCAUCAUUUAAAAGAUUAGCAGGUGUACGUGUACCACUGAUUGGUCUCAAUGCCAUGGACGAUCCAAUUGCUGGUGGUGAUAAUUUACCAGAAAAGUAUAUAAUGGCUAAUCCAUUCACUAUGCUUAUUGAAACAAACAUUGGUGGGCAUUUGGCCUGGUUUAAAGGUAUAAAUGGUUCUCGUUGGUUCCCCGAGCCCGUUUGUAGAUUUUUCGAUACAUUCCAUAACGAAAUCACAUGCAAAGGGUACAGGCCUGAUAUAUCAGAGGUCCAAUUACCUCAUGAAAAAGUCAUUAAUGUGAAAACUACGAUUGAACAACCAAAAAUCUGA
This is a messenger RNA of Maudiozyma saulgeensis, 1332 nucleotides long. The record is from the annotation of a GenBank genome assembly. Lineage: Eukaryota; Fungi; Ascomycota; Saccharomycetes; Saccharomycetales; Saccharomycetaceae.